UGUCAUCCUAAGGUUCUUAACUUUCCAUUACGUCACGAACUCUUAAAGAUCAUUCAAUCUAUCAUAAGUAAAUCCACAUCACCCACAGGGAGCCCUGAAGGAUAGACCUAAUCAUUGCAGUAGUAAUACCUAAUGAGGACCAAACCAUCUCAUUCCAAGCCCGCUUGCAAGGAGGAAAAGGUCCAUCGAAAGCGGCCUGUCCAAAAGUCUCAUUCCUCCGCAUCGGUGAUAGUUAAAGACGACAGCUCAUCCUCAACGAAGGGGGAGGAGCUUAAGAAGACGAUAACUAGUGCGAUUUAUGGCGCUUAUCAGGAAAAUCGCGGUCUCCAUCCCGGCAUGGAAGAGAUUGAUAUAUACGGAAAAGGCAGUCCAACGGAUCGUCUGCAGUUUGGUUAUGCUCCCGCCAUCGCAGAGGAGGCGAUCGCAUUCCAUUCACGGUAUACCGCGCGAAAGUGGAUCGAGGCGCGGCGAGACCUCGGCCGCCUUGCAUUUGUAAAAAAACAGAAGCUUCCAAAAACGAAUUGCGAACCGAUUACUUCUUUAUUAAAGUUGAAGAACUACUGGAAUCGUCUGGAGGAGUUCAACACAAGUCUGCGUGGAGGCCACUUCAACGCUCAGGAGGCCGAUAAUUUGCUUGAAAUACUCGCCUCGCGGCAGCGUGUUGAUAAUCAAAAUAAUUGAGAAGACAUCUUUGAUGGGGAAUAUUCUAGAAAAGGUAGAAAAGUAUGUCAUACGAUUAAUACGAUGCGCAGAUGGUAUAAACAAGGUAAAACACCUCUACUAAA
Molecule: messenger RNA, 785 nt
Organism: Phytomonas sp. Hart1
Lineage: Eukaryota; Euglenozoa; Kinetoplastea; Trypanosomatida; Trypanosomatidae
Source: the annotation of a GenBank genome assembly